Messenger RNA from Micropterus salmoides (largemouth bass), 925 nucleotides. Its product is annotated as trichohyalin-like. NCBI's taxonomy places the organism in Eukaryota, Metazoa, Chordata, Actinopteri, Centrarchiformes, Centrarchidae. The transcript has 2 exons. The record is from RefSeq and is a predicted model, not a curated record. The coding region runs from base 42 to 734 and encodes 230 amino acids.
CAAACAAACCAACCUGUGUGUACUCACACAGAAAAGAAAACAUGCUGCCAAGACAACAAAUUCAACUCCAGAAUGAAAUCGAGAUUGUUAAGAGUAUUAGGAAACUGACCCUAGAGGAGAGAAGGAAAGAGCUCAGAAGAGAGAUGUUUAGAGAGCUGAAGGAAAUGGAUAUGGAGCGCAGAACAAGAGCUGAUCUGGAAGUGCUUCAGGGAUGCAGAAGAGAAAAAGAGGAUAGAGAGAAAAAAACUGAAGGGUUGAAAAGGCAGAAUGAGGAAAUUGAUGAGGAGACGAGGAGGCAGGGGGCCAAACAGAGGGAGGAGGAAGUGAACAGGGCACAUGAGCAAAAGGCCCUGGAGAAACAAAAACAAGACCAACUGAAGAAAGAGAGGCUUCGGUGGAAGAAGGUGAUGAUGGUGGUGGAGGAGGAGCCGAUCUCAAGGCCCAGUUUCGCUCUGAGUGAUCUGGAAAAGGAGCAGCAGAGGAGGUGCGAGGAGGCGGAGCUUUGCCUAACCUCUGAGCUGAAGGGCCAGGAGCAGAGAAAUAGAAAAACUCUGUUCAACAACUGGGUUGGAGAGCAGGGAACAGAGAGUGAGACUGACGAAGAGAAGCUCCACUCACAUGGCUACACCCACCCCCCCUCCACUGAGAAAGCAAGCCCUAUAUCUGAAAGUGUGUAUCUCAUUUCAAGACCAAAGUCCUCUGAGGAGAAACUGAGGUUUGGACUUGAAAAGUAAUGGGAUCGGAUGGAGAGGAAGAAGAAUGCUCGCAGGAUCACAGCAGAUAAGUGCUAUGCAAGGUGGGCUGCCUUCAAGGAGAGCUGCCAGAGCAAUUUGUUUGAGCAGUUAAACGGCUACACUGAAGGUUUCACCAUGUCCAGAAACAGCAUCCUCAAAAAAUCCAUCCUCUGAAUGUCUCUGUAGAGGAG